Molecule: messenger RNA, 1881 nt
Organism: Mixia osmundae IAM 14324
Lineage: Eukaryota; Fungi; Basidiomycota; Mixiomycetes; Mixiales; Mixiaceae
Exons: 3
Coding region: 1-1881 (626 amino acids)
Biological process (GO): transmembrane transport
Cellular component (GO): fungal-type vacuole membrane
Molecular function (GO): transmembrane transporter activity
Source: RefSeq, a predicted model, not a curated record
AUGCAGUCUGCCUUGCUCAAUGCGCCAGAGCCGGACCCAGUUCUCGAGCGAAGCUAUACCGUCCGGGUUGCGGAAGGCUCCAUUCAAGCUGCCAACUCGCCCGCACAGAUCCCGGCAAGUCCGCCAGCUUUACUGGAUUCACCGACAAGCCUCUUACCCGUACUCAACAAGCGUCCGCGGCUACACCAUAGCACAUCCGGCGAGGACACCUACGAUGACAGCUCGCCCGAAUCUCCCAAGGGCUCCCUGUUCAAACGGCCUACACUCAACAAGUUAAGAACGUCCAGCUUGAGCACGUACAAGGUGCCUGUCAGGCCGAAUGCUCGUGCUGCACUCGCUAGAAUCGGGCAGAUCAGUGCGGCUCCCACCGCAACGAAAGAGCUUACCUUUGAGCUUGCAAGAAUCGACGGAGGCAGGGAAGCGUUGCGGUUCUUAGUGUAUGCGUUCAUCUUCGAAGCAACAACGACAGGCAUCGGCAACUCCUACGGUGUCAUGUUGGACUUUUAUCUUCAACAGCCGACGUUUGCCGACUCGAAGGGCGCGGGGACGAUCUUGCCGCUGGUUGGUACCACGGCAGCGAGCUGUUUGUAUAUCGGCGGACCCAUCUUGCUCGCUCCGCUGAACCGCUGGCCACAUCGCUGCAAGAGGCUAGCAAUCUUCGGCACCAUUGUCUACAGUGCCGGCCUGGCACUUGCAAGUACUUGUACCAAACCAUGGCAGCUGCUCAUCACGCAGGGCCUGAUCACUGGACUCGCCGAUGCUUUGGUGUAUUUCACUACUUUCACCUGGCUGACCAGCUACUGGGUCAAGCGUCGGGACCUUGCGGCCAAUAUCUCCUUGGCCGGUGCAGGAGUGGGUGGCGCAGUCAUGCCAUUCGUCGUGCAUAAGCUGCUUGAUUCGUACGGAUACCCCACGACGCUUCGUGCACUGGCUGUGGGGACCCUCGUGGUACGAGGGAGUCUGCUGCCAUUCAUGCAUUCGCGGCUACGUCAUGUGCAUCAAGCAGCAGGACGCGACCCCGGCGUCAAGCUUAGCGCAUUCGAUAGAAUCCCACACCAGAAUCCCUUAGUCUGGCUGUGCGCCUUUGGCAGCACUGUCCAAUCUUUGAGUAAAUUCGCAAUCGGUCUGUACCUGCCAGCAUUCGCAAAUGCGCUUGGCUUGAGCACCGAGCAAGGCACUAUCCUCGUCAUGCUCAACAACCUGUGCGCGACAAUGGGACCGCUGCUCGUCGGUCUGGCUGUACGCAAGCUCAACCCGCAUUGGGUUGCGAUCACGAAGACGACAGUGAGCUCGAUGAUCGUUCUUCUCCUGUGGGGCGCCAGCUCGACCUACGGCGUCUUGGUUGCCUUUGCCGUCGUCAUUGGUAUCACAAGCUCAGGCUAUUCGGGUCUGUAUGGUGCCUUUGCGGACGACAUAACAAAGACGAGCAAUAAUGGCAACACGCUUUGGGGAAUGUUGACUCUUGCACGCGGAGUAGGGAACAUUAUCAUCGGGCCCAUCAGUGCAGCUCUGCUGCGCACAGAAGUCCCCGGCCUGAAAUGGCGCGGCUACGGUGCUCACAGUCCUCAGGCUGGGCAUUUUGGCCUGCUGAUCCUCUUCACGGGCUGCACCUUCAUCUUCGUGACUCUGAUCCACCUGUUCAUCAUCGCGAUUAGCGAACGAGUCGAAGGCCGCAACGCAGGCUCACCCUCGACUGAGCUGACGCCCGUUCAGCUUGCUGCGCAAGACGACGGGGAACUCAAGACCCAGACACCAGAUGAACAGCAGCUUACUAUACCUCACCAGCUUCCACGCCACAGCGCAGACCACAGCACACACAGUGCACACACACAUCAUUCCCGCGAGAAUGUGACGGAGCUCGAUAUGCUCGAUUUUGCUUGA